CGUGAGUUCGGCACACUCACAAUGUCGUCAGGAACAGACCGACUUAAAAUUGCGGUGCACGGAUACCCAAGCGUGACAUAUAUUCGAGGAUCACGCGUCAAGCUUGAAGUCCGAGCCACUCGAGAUGGUAAACCUGUAUUGAAGCCAGGUACUCUCUAUCAUUGUUGUGCCAUCUGGGGACCAGUGGAUCAUGAAAACAGUCAACUCCUGGACCGUCAGUAUAUCUACACGUGCACCCCAGCCCAUGCGGAUCGGGACGGUACAAUUACUAUCGAGAUAAACCAUGAUCUUAUACUCAACUGGGCCUUCAAGACAGCUGAAUGUGGCUAUCCGACAAAUUUCAAUCUUCUCGAAUUCUGCAUGUAUGUUGUGGUAUUUAAGGAGGGUACAACGGGCUGGUCAACACGAGAGAAACGAGAUGACGACCAAAACCUUUGGUUUAAGUCUCCAAGUUCACCAUUAUUCAAAAUCCGAGACGCAGCCAUCGUGACCCCUGCGAUGGGCAGCACUGGUAGGAGUAUCUUAUCUCCCAAAGGAGGGACUCUAUGA
This is a messenger RNA of Talaromyces proteolyticus, 549 nucleotides long. RefSeq lists its product as uncharacterized. The coding region runs from base 22 to 549 and encodes 175 amino acids. Lineage: Eukaryota; Fungi; Ascomycota; Eurotiomycetes; Eurotiales; Trichocomaceae. The record is from RefSeq and is a predicted model, not a curated record. The transcript has a single exon.